UUCAAGAAGCGAAUAACCAUUACAAACUAUAAGUAGUGAUCCCUAAAAAUGCCAAUCAGACAUAAAACUGAAAAUGUCUUCAAAUUUAAGAAGUUCAGCGAACGUGUUAAUGAAGUGGAUUUACGAUCUUCUGCACUGUAUCGAAUAGAGCAUAAAAAUGAAAUUCCAGAUGAAAAUCAAUCAUAUUUCUACCAAACACAUCAAAAGUGGAUUCUCCUCAACCUUACUGAAGAGUUCGCACUUUUUGAUAAACAAUUGAAAGGAGUAAUCACAACAACACUUCCACAACUUCUUCAUCAUAAGGAGAAAGUUAUUGGAGUUCUUUUAGAAAGAUUGGAUAAUGCGACGACUUUAUCACUUCAACCUCUUUUAGAACUUACUGUUGCCUUAUCUAGAGAUCUUCGAAAAGAAUUUUACUCAAGUUUUCAACAAUUUUUUGAACGAUUAGUCAAACUUCUUCAAACUCAUGAUGCAGAUCAAACCGAAUGGACUUUAGUUUGUUUAGCUUUUCUUUUCAAAACAUUGAAACCUUUCCUAGUUAAGGACAUUUCAAUAAUUGUUAAACAAAUCAUUCCUUUACUGAGUGAAAAGGACCAACCCGAGCAUAUCAUCAAUUUCACAGUUGAAUGUUUCGCUUUCCUCGUCAAAAAUCUUGAAAACAAAGACAACUUCAUCGUCAUAAUUCUUAAGAAUGCGAAACAAGAUGAGUCGAGUGUGUUGGGAUGUGGAAAGUUAUUCUUUGAAAUGAUUAAAGGUUUCAAUGGGCAAUUUCACAGUAAAGGUGAAGAAUUUCUAGAAAUUCUGUUCAAUGCUUAUCGAAAAUCGGAAUAUAAAAAAUAUUGGGAAGUUUUGAAUGAAAUUCUAGUUCAAACAAUUGGAAGUAUACUUGACUUUAUCGAUUUGAAGAAUAUUUCUAAAUAUUGGAAUAUUUUACAAAAUGCAAUUAAGAACAUCUUGCAAGAAAGCAAUUUGUCGGAAGAGGAGAAAGCAACAAGCAUUCAACAUAUGCUUCAUUUCUUAGGCCAAUCAAUUGAGUUCCAAGGAGGCAAGAAGGUUGUUGAAUUGCCAAAGAUCAUCAAUCUGGUCAUUCAAAUCAUUGAUCAUAAUUUUCCAAUUGAUGUUAUGAUGACACUUUCAAAAGUUGGCGCAGUUUUGUUACUUUCCAAGAAUUUUGUCAUGGGACAACUCGAAGCAAGUCGAUUGUCAAAGAAAAUUCUUCACAUUGAUCACAACGAAGUGUUUGAAUCGUUUGUUGUCAACGCAAUUGGAUAUUCACAGUUUGACAUUCUCAUCAUGCCAGAUUUCUUAAAAUAUUUCGAAAGAAAUCUUAACAAGACAACGUUAGAGAUUCUGGCAAAGAUUGUCAGUCAAAGAACAUCGAAAAGAUUGUUGGAAACAGAAGAAGAAGAAAAUCUGCAAAAUUAUAAUUUAAAUAUGAGAAAUCAAAAGACUCUCGACGACAUUUUGAGUAGAAUUACAAAUGUUAAAGAUUUCGAUAAGAUAAAUGAAGAUGAACUCGAACAGUUUCUUCUUUCACUUCAAAUUAUUCCGCAUUUAAUGUCAUUCGAUAAAGAGAAGACUGAAAAUGUUUUAAAGAACCUUUUGGAAGAGACGUCAAGAAUGUUGUCUGUCGAUUGUAACAUCAAAUGGAUUUAUUUGUUAGCUGUUGUGAUUUCUGGAUUGCAUCGCAUAGAAAGUUCGACAAACGAUUCACAAACCAUAAAAAUUAUUGAAUUAAUUUUGCCAAUGACUGACAAGAAGAAGGAAUUUAAUUUUCCUUGUCUGAGAAUUCUUCAUUAUCUCGUUAAAAGUUUGAAUAAAUCGAAACGACAUCUAACAUUAUUUAAAAAGCUUCAUGAAAUGUUGACUGAAUGCUUUAUGUCACCGUUUCAUGACAUUCGACUUGUGUCAUUUCAAAUUCUUUCAUGUUUUGAGCAUUUAAAACUCGCACAGUUAAAUGAAAGCAAUGAAUCAAUUUUUAUGACUUUCAAAAGAAUCGAAGAAAUCACGCCAACAAUUCAAACAUAUCGUGAUCAAAUUUUACUUCUUCAAAAGCUUGAAUAUGGUUCAAUUUAUUUUAAAGACGUCAAAGACUCUCCUUUUGUUGACGAUGCGAUAAAAUUCUGUUUGGGAUUUACGAAUCAACGAUUGCAAUUACUUUGGGAACCGACAAAGAACGUCUUGGAGUCUUACAUCAAUGGAUACAACUUGGAUGCAUUCUGGAAGAUUUUCAAAGAACAACUCGUAAUGUCAUCGACAAUCAAUCAUCAUGAAAGUGAAUCGGAAAUGGAAGAAAUUUUCACACAAAACGAUUUCAUCAAUGAACAGUUUUUGAACUUUUCAAUAAUGGAAGAAAAGUCUCGUGACUUAAUCGCAUAUCGUGUGAAACUUUGGCAAUUUCUAAGCGAUACAAAAUCAAAUGUGUGUGAUGUUAAACAACGAGAUAUUGUUGACUUGUUCAUGAACUUCUUUCACAAUGAAUAUCAAAGAACAGAGGAAGAUAAGGAUGAAGAUGAGGAAAAUAAAUCACCAAAAGCACGUCAAAAGCUUCUAAUCAUUCAUCUUCAAGUUUUAUCAAAGUUCAACAAUCCAAAGUGCGUGAUAAGAACAAAUGAACUGCGAAAUCUUUACAUUGAUUUGUUGCUUCAUCGUAACUUUCAAGUUCAACGUUUAUCACUUGAUUGUAUCAUUCAAUACAAAGAUGAAAGCUUAACAACUUACAAAGAUGUUCUCUACAAUAUUUUAGAUGAAAAACAAUUUCGUCAAGAACUUGUUGGAUUGAAGUUGAACGAGAAAAUUCGUGAAGAUCAUCGUGAGACAUUUAUGACAAUAAAAGCUGGCAAAAAGGAUCAAGAAGGAUUUAAAAAUAAGAAGGAGAUCAUAACACGAUUCAUGAGUAAUUUAAAGGAAUCUGAAUUGACAAAACUCGUAGAAAUCGCUUGUGGGAAAAUUUCAAGCUUAAUUAAUUUAUCGGAUGCUGAAUCCAUGAUUAAUGCCAUGAAGAGAACUUCAAACAUCAUUAAAGUAAAUGAACUUCAAUCGAUUCUACAAUUCUUGGAUUUAAUUAAGAAAAACGUUGCUGGAUUGUUCAGUGUCGACUUUCAACGGAAGAUUCUCGACAAUAUUCUCGCAAUUUCUUGCUACACAAUCACCAACGAUACGACAAUGUUUAAAAAUCUGAAGCAAUCUUGUCUCGUGAGUCUCGUUGAAUAUUUCGAACAUUUUGAUGAAUUCACAUGGAAUGUUGAUGAAAUUGAAGUUCUUUUCAAAAUAUUUGUCUGGAAUUAUUUGAAAGAUUUUCAUCUUCAUUCGUCUCAAAAUGUCAGCGGUUUAAUGAAACUUUUCAUCGCAUGGUCAAAGAAUCCAAAAUAUUUCAAUCUUCUCGCUAAAUCUGACGACAAUGGAAAUUAUGCUUUGAAGUCAAUCAUGAAACUUUUAACUAAUAAAUCGACGACAAAUGUUGUGAUCGAAUCGGUGCUUGACAUUCUUGAGAGACUUUUGACAUUGAAAUUGGACGAAGAAGUUAUCGAAAACUUUAACUACGGAACGAAACUUGUUGAACCGUUCAUUCAAGAUGUUCUGAAGAUACUGAAAGAAACUUUAAGCAACAAGAAGAUGAGAUCAUUGAAUCAACGAAAUUUGGUAAUUUUAUCAAGAACAACUGAGUUGGUGACUGAUGUGGACUCGUCGAAGAUUCUUCUCGACAUUUUAUUUCCUUUAACACUUAAGAAAGCAGCCGAAAGUCAUCAAGAUGGUCAAAGAAUUAUGAAGCUAAUGAUGACAAUUUCAAAUCUUCUGAAUGUCAUUCCAGAACCGCAUUUAUACAUGCGACAAUUAUCGCCACUGUUCGAACAGAUUAUUGAAGUCAACCAUCGCAAGUCUCUCAUUAAAAUCUUCAAUCAAAUUGUUCCAUCAACGGAUGCAAAUGACUUUAAGUCAAUGAUUAAUGAUUUCAAUGCUUAUGAUCGACGAUGGAUUGAACAACCUGAUUAUGAGAAACGAUUGAGUGUCUUUCAUCGAUUGGAAAAGAUCAUUUCGAGUGGAAGUUUGUCAUUGGACGUUGCUAUUGUUGUCAUCUAUCAUUGCUUUUAUUUUCUUAAACAUGACAAAGAUUUAGCAAUGCGUGACAAUGCUGGUCACUUCCUCAAACUUGUAUGUUUGAAGAUGAUUCAACAAUGUGGCGACAAUAAGCAACAAUUGGACAUUUUUGUCGAUAAAAUUGUUCUCAAUUUGAUUCAGAAGCGUCUUCGUGAUGAUGAGAAAGUUAGAACAGAAUCGAUUAUCCUACUUGGUGAAUUAGCGCGAGAACAACCAAACGCGCAUUCAAUUCUCGCUGAUCUCCAUCCAUUGACUAAUGCAGCAAAUCGUGAACUUGAUUUCUUUGACAACAUUACACAUUUACAGAAGUUUCGUCACAUGAAAGCAUUGCGGAAGUUUGUUGAAGUUGCUGAAAGUUAUCAACAUGUUCCAAAUCUUAGAACUUUAAAUGAAUUUCUUCUACCAAUUGGAAAAAUGUUUUUAUGUCAAGAAGAAUACAAACGAAAGUCGAAAGUUGUGGAAGCUGCAAUUGAAUUCAUCGCAACUGUUGCAAAAUUCCUGCCAUGGAAUAGUUACGAAAUGUUAUUAAAGUUUUAUGUGAGAAAAGUUAAGAACGAAAGUGGAUAUCAAAAGCAACUUGUGAAGUUAAUUCCAGCAAUUUUAGAUUCGUUUCACUUUGAUUUGAAUUGUAAUGUUGAUAAAGUUUCUGAUGUUGAAGUUCAAGAUGAAGAAAAUGAUGAAGAAGAAGAAGAAGACGAAGAUAAUGAAGAUGAAGAGGAAGAAAUGGAAGUUGAAGUUCAACCCAUUCAUCAAUUAACAGUUCUUCGUGAGAAUAUCGCACAACGUGUCAUUAAAAGUUUAACAAGACGUUUAGUUCCAUCACUCUUCAAAAUUAUCGCUGAAAUAUCAACCGAUGCACAUAAGUUAAACAAGGAAACUCGACGAGCUAAAGAGAAAGCUGACAUGUUGAAGAUUCCCAUUGCAUUACCAAUCAUUAAACUUCUUAAGAAAUUACCAUCGAAAUUCCUCAACGACUAUUUGUCACAAGUUGUAUUGAAAGUGUCGUCAUUCUUGAAAUCAAAUUUGAAACAAGUUCGAGCAACUGCACGAUUCACUUUGAAGGAAAUUUUAAUGGUUUUGGGUCCAAACUACAUGGAACUGAUGAUUGGUAAUUUAAAAGCAAUGCUAAGUAAAGGAUUUCAAGUUCAUGUGUUGUCAGCGACAGUUCAUACGUUGAUGGAAGCAAUGAAAAGUCAACUUGAAGAAUGUGACGUUGCUGAUAAACUUGUUGAUUCAGUUUUAAGUGUUUGCGUUGAUGACAUUUUUGGAAAAGUUAGUGAAGAACAUGAAGUUGGACGAAUUGGUCAUCGAACACCAGAAGCAAAAGCGAGUAGAAAAAGUUUUCUAACACUCAGCAUUCUCGCAGCGACCGUCAAUGAAAAUCGUGUUUUUGACUUGUUAAUGCCAUUUAAGACACAACUUCAUGAAACACAAUCAAAGCGAACUGUUGGAAAGAUUCAAGAAUGUUUGCAGAAAAUCGUUACUGGUUUAACAUCAAAUAAGAAAAUUCCUGACGAUUCUUUGUUGAUUUUAGUUCAUGGAACAAUUUCUGAAUCGAUUUCAGAUUUAUUGCCGGAAGUCAAUAAGAAGAAAGGAAGUAAACAACAGAUUGUGAAGGAUUCUUUUAUAAUUCCCGAAGAACCAAAGCGUCGUGGAGCAACAAUCGUUAAUAAACUUGUAAAGACAACGAAACAAACAAAUUCGCAUAUUCUUGUUGAGUUUGGUUUGGAAAUGUUGCACUUGCUUCUAAAAAGGAAGAAAUUCCCCAACGAAUCUUUCCUUGAUCCUCUCAUUCCAAUGGUUUAUGAUGCACUCAAAAGCAACUUCUUACGUGCUAACACUUUGGCUGUUAAAUGCAUUUCGAUCAUGCUUCAUUACCAACUUAACUUACCAAAGUUGAAAGAGAAUACGACAGAAAUUGUCAAUGAAAUCUUCAGUAUUUUACACAAAUACGCAACAAAUCAAAUAUCGAAGAAGGAUAAUCAUUUUCUGCUGGUUAAAAGUGCUUUCAAAUGUGUCGUUGUUGUCUUGAGACAAGUCGAUUAUUACGUAAUUAAUGAAAAUCAAUUGAAAGCUUUGUUGCUGUACGUUGAGCAAGACUUGAAUAGUUUCUCUGAUAAAGACACGAUGGCUUUUACACUUCUCAAAUCCAUUCUUGAUAAGAAAUUGAUGGUACCGGAAGUUCAUGAAAUUAUGAAGAAAGUCGCUCAUCUUAGCAUCACAUCGGAAUCUGAAGAAAAACGUGCAGCAAUUCGACCAAUUGUCUUGACAUAUCUCAUGGAAUAUCCGAUUGGAAAGAAGAUUGACAGUCUGAUAAAGUUCUUCAUUGGACAAUUAAAUUACGAAGAGAUCAGUGGAAGAGAAUCAGCGAUUCUAACAAUGGGAAUGAUCUUUAAGAAUUUCCCUUUGAGUCUUCUAAGAAAGUUCAGUGGACUUUUCUUCUUGUCACUUGGAACACGUUUGGUAAAUGAUGAAUCGCCACAAUGUCGCGAAAAGAUUGCUGAAAUCAUAGAAUUGCUAAUUAAGCAAUUAGACAACAAUCCACGACAGCAGCUUUUCGAAAUUGUGAUUUUGUUGUUGAAAGAUAAGAAAAUCGUUCAUCGUGAAAUGGCAGCGCAACUUUGCAUUCGUUUUGUGAAUGUUGAAGGUGAAGAGUUUGUGAAAAGGACUUUGACGAUUCUUCCUUUGCUUGUGGAUUCGUUAACACAUCAAAGUGACAGUUAUGAUGAUGAAAAUGUGCCUGGAAAGUUUGUAAGAAUGAAAACACUUCAAAAUAAUGAUGACGGAGACGUAGCCGACAUGAGAGAUCAACAGACGGUUGAAGAUCAUCACUUGAUUCAAACACUUAAUGCGAUCAUAAGAAUCUUUGAAAAUCAACAAGAAAUCCUUUCAGAAUCUGCUGAUGACUUGAAGAGUUCUGUUAAUGACAUAGGAUAUCAAGCAAAACAACUUCUGUCACAUGAUCACGUUUGGGUUCGUUUACGAGCUCUUCGAAUCAUCAAUUUUAUGAUUAAAUCAAUUAAUGUCAAAGAUAUCGAAAAAGUUUUACGUGAUGAAGAAGUUGAUGAUGAAAAGUCACGUAAAUUUCUUCACUCUAAAGUUGAAUUCCGUUCGGUGGUUUUUGAUAUGGUUGUGCAAUUGAAACCGGACGUGGAUGAAGAGCUUCUGAGAUUAAUAAUUGAGAAUUUGAUUGAAGUCUCAAAGAUCAUUAAAACGAUUCCAUUCGAAGGAAUGAUCAACGAUAAAAAAGAUUUUAACAUCAUGUGGCUUGUAAGACGUCUCCGUUAUGCAAUUAAUAAUGAAAUUGUUAAUUCACCAUCAUCGUUUAUGUUAAGAAAGUCAAUAUUUGAAUACUUUAACAACUUGGUAGACAAUGUUGAUGUGAGCUUAAUUCAUAAACUUGCCAGUUCAAUCCUCCCAACUUUAUUCCGUGAAAUGACUGAAGGUGAACAUACAAUUGAAGAUCUUAAACUGUUGGCAGCUCAAGUCAGCAAUCGCAUCAAAUCUAAAAUUGGAUUCGAGAAAUAUGAAAGUGUUCGUAAUGUUCUUCGCUCGAAAAUGCUUCGAAAUAAAGUUGAUCGAAGGAAAUCAUUAGCACAAGAGAAGAUUAACAAUCCAGCAAAGGCAGCGACGCGAACAAUUGUUAAACAACUUAAGAAGCAAGACAGAAAGAAACGAAAACGACAAGACAUUCAAGAUGGGAUUAUUUUGCCAAGGAAGAAGCGAAGAGUCUUUGGAAGCGGAUUAAGUGAUACUUAUGAAUGAAUAAUUAAAUGAAAAACACAGACAAACUUAUAUUUCUUUCAUUUGAACUCCCGAAACAAUCUUCACAAAAAAUUUAUGUAAUAAAACAAUAUCAUAAUAAAAAAAGAAUAAUAAAUUACAAAGUACCUACCUUUUCUUCUGGGUUGUGUUUGGAAUAAAUAAAUUUAUAAUAAAUCUUUGAUAAAAAUAUUGGAAUGAACAUUAAAAAAGCUCACUUACAAG
Molecule: messenger RNA, 8085 nt
Organism: Clunio marinus
Lineage: Eukaryota; Metazoa; Arthropoda; Insecta; Diptera; Chironomidae
Source: the annotation of a GenBank genome assembly